Messenger RNA from Blastomyces gilchristii SLH14081, 1455 nucleotides. RefSeq names its product succinate-semialdehyde dehydrogenase. Bases 1 to 1455 code for a protein of 484 amino acids. NCBI's taxonomy places the organism in Eukaryota, Fungi, Ascomycota, Eurotiomycetes, Onygenales, Ajellomycetaceae. Gene Ontology annotation, molecular function: succinate-semialdehyde dehydrogenase (NAD+) activity. The transcript is spliced from 5 exons. The record is from RefSeq and is a predicted model, not a curated record.
AUGCCUCACCAAUUGCUCUUCCAAUUAGACGAUCGGGCCCUUUUCCAUGAAAGCUCAUUGCUUAACGGCAAAUGGGUCCAAUCAGGAGCACGGGAGACUUUUGAAGUCGAAGAUCCUGGGAGCAGACAAAUCUUCGCUACAUGCCCAGCCAACAAGGUUGAAGACGUGCACGAAUACGUCACGACGUCACACACCGCGUUCCUCAAAUAUCGCCAUGUAAACCCACGCCAACGAGCGAAAAUGCUUCUAAAGUGGUACGAUCUGAUAACAAAUAGUCGCGAGGACAUUGCACGGCUAGUUGUGUACGAAACCGGCAAACCAAUUACGGAGGCACGCGGAGAGGUCGAUUAUGCACUUGGCUUUGCCUGGUGGUUUGCUGGUGAAGCAGAACGGAUUCGAGGCUCCAUCGCCAUUCCAUCCGUCUCUGAGCGCCGAACCUUCGUAGUCAAGCAGCCCAUUGGAGUCAGCGUUGCGUUGGUACCGUGGAACUUCCCCGUCGCCAUGAUCAUUCGUAAAGUUGCGGCUGCUCUGGCAGCUGGCUGCUCUAUGAUCGUCAAGCCAUCUCCGGAGACUCCCCUCAGUGUCCUGGCCCUGGCAGACCUAGCUCUACGUGCUGGCUUUCCCUCCGGGGUUCUGAAUGUCAUCACGACCGACAACACUAAUACGCAUUCGGUCAGUGAGGCUCUUUGCAAGCACCCUCUCGUACGCAAAGUAACUUUCACUGGAAGCACUGCUGUGGGAAGAAUUGUGGCCCACCACUGUUCUGAUGGAUUGAAAAAGGUAACACUUGAACUUGGCGGCAAUUGUCCAUUCAUUGUCUUCAAUGACGCGGACCUCGACCAAGCAGUUGCUGCACUCAUGAUACUUAAGUGGCGCACCGCUGGACAGGCUUGCACGCAUGCAAACAGAGUCUAUGUCCAGAGUGGGGGUAAGCUUCGCGUUGGCCAUGGUGCUAACUCCUUUACCACAAUGGGCGCAAUCACAACCCCCCGAGGUAUCGAGAAGUUGGAGAGACACGUCGCUGAUGCUGUCUCCAAAAGGGGUAGAGUGUUAUGUGGUGGGAAACGCCCCAGUAACCUUGGGGGCUAUUUCUUCGAGCCUACAAUUAUCUCAGAGAUGACCUCCUCCAUGCUGACGACUCAUGAGGAAAUUUUCGGUCCUCUCCUAGGACUCUACAGGUUUGAAACUGAGGAGGAGGUUGUUCAAGCAGCAAAUAAUACAUCCAUGGGACUCGCAUCCUAUUUUUUCACCAGCGACGUCAACCGUUCCUGGCGACUGCUCGAGAGCCUUGAAGCUGGUAUGAUUGGCAUGAAUACAGGUAAUGCCUCCGCUGCAGAAUCCCCGUUUGGAGGGAUCAAGGAAUCUGGCUACGGCAAAGAAGCCGGCAAAGACGUUGCCAUUGAUGAGUAUUUGAUCCAGAAGACAGGAACUCUUACCGUUGUCUCAAAGCUGUGA